Molecule: messenger RNA, 6000 nt
Organism: Sardina pilchardus (European sardine)
Lineage: Eukaryota; Metazoa; Chordata; Actinopteri; Clupeiformes; Clupeidae
Gene: pik3r2
Product: phosphoinositide-3-kinase, regulatory subunit 2 (beta)
Exons: 16
Coding region: 981-3176 (731 amino acids)
Biological process (GO): insulin receptor signaling pathway; phosphatidylinositol phosphate biosynthetic process
Cellular component (GO): phosphatidylinositol 3-kinase complex
Molecular function (GO): protein binding; 1-phosphatidylinositol-3-kinase regulator activity
Source: RefSeq, a predicted model, not a curated record
CGCAGACAGCAAGUAAAGUGCUCUGAUUCAGACGGAAUAAAAGAGUAGCGGGAGAGAGAGAGAGAGGAUGCACCCGACAUCUGUUCGCUCCCCAGCUGCCUGCAUGAGAGAGAGGCUCAGCCGUCUCUGUUUGGGAUCGCUACCAUGAUCAUUCUUUUUUUUUUCAUCCACUUUUUACGCUUACAGUAUACAGUGUUUCAUUAUUAGGACCUUUUUUUUUUUUUUUAUUCUUUUUAAACUUACAAAUGGAUGGAAGUUAUGAUUGUUGCUGCAAACGGGCAUCCUGAUACUUUUUAUGGCGUGGAAAAGGAGGAUAUUUUAUUAUUUUGGCAGAGGAUGAGAGGGUGGUUUGCAGGAGAAGAUAGGGGCGGGAGCCGGCAGGGUGGGGGGUUGUCUCGGUGGUGUGAGGAUUGCGGGCUGUGGUUGGGUAUGCCAGUGCCACGUGUCCACGUUGGCAGAGCCGCUGUUCACACAGAGGAUGUGGAAUUGAGAGCCUGGUGCGCCUGUUCAGUUCCACAGGCCAAAGGUGGGGGUGUGCUUUAUUGAAAAGGAUCUGUCAUCAGACUAGACCGGCCUUUUCAGAAGACAGAAGUGGACGCUGUGCUUAGGACUCAUCAUUUUUUUUUUGUUUCCUGCUUAAACGAGCAUGUUUCCAUUUCUGUCUCUCUGCUCCAUCAUUUGGUUGAACCGAGGAAUCAAGCUGAGGAAAGUCCUUUGCGCUGCCAACACUGGCCAGAUCUAGGCUCGUUUACUUCCUGCUAGCCGCCUGCCCUGCCUCAGCAACGGCCACAAUGCUCCUGAGCUUCGGCUGAUUGGAAAACACACCACCAGACACAGAUAGCAGCCGCGCCACCAUCGCCUACAGCUCAUCAGCUUUGGUCAGGCUCCUGUGUGCAGUUGGCCUUUGCAAUUGUUUUGGCAUUGUUUUUGUCAUAUCUUUUUGAAGAAACAAACACAAGCAAGCCCACGUGGUGAGUAAAAUGGAGGCAGAUGGGUUCCAGUACCGUUGUCUGUUUGUGUACAAGAAAGAGCGGGAGGAAGACAUUGACCUAAAGCCCGAUGACAUCCUGACUGUGGACAAGGCCUCUCUGCUGUCGCUUAGCAUCCAAGAGGGAGACGAACAGCAUCCUGAGCGUAUCGGCUGGAUCCUGGGGUACAACGAGCGCACCAAGCAGAGAGGGGAUUUCCCCGGGACCUAUGUGCAGUAUGUCGGACCUGUGAAAAUGACUCUGCCUCCCAGCCAUCCACGCUCCCAAAGGCCUCUCCCACCGGCCCCCAGGCCUGAGCCAGCCCACACACAGCCAGCACCCUCUCCCCAAGACCUGACGGGACAGUUAGCACCCCCGGACACUGCUCCUGCUCCGCUAAUAAAACUGGUGGAGGCCAUCGAGAGGACGGGUCUAGACUGCAAGACACUGUACAGGACCUCCACUUCCUCUACCACUGAUGGUCAGACAGCUCCUACAGCCACCCUCAACAGUGAGUCGCUGGAGCCGGACAUGGGGCAGUGGGACACCGAUGCGCUCGCGGCGGCCGUGGUCCGGUACCUGCAGGAGCUUCCCUCCCCGGUCGUCCCCUCGGCGGUCUGCGCGGAGCUUCUGGCGGCGGUGCAGCGCGGAGCCGACGGCGCUCCAGCGGAGGGGAGGGGGCCGCUGCGGGAGCUGCUGGAGGGGCCGGCGCUGCCCCUGCACAACCGCCUGACUCUGCACUAUCUGCUCCGGCACCUGGACAAGGUGGCCCAGCACUCCGACAGCAACGGGCUGGGUCCGCACACACUCGGACAGAUCUUUGGCCCUCUGCUCAUCGGAGGCUCAGACACACCGUCGGAGGCCGACACAGAACUCUUUGCACUUGUGCUGGAGAGACUUCUUUUGGAGAGGGUUUGGGAGCAGGAGCCACUUCCCCCAGCUCUUCCCCCCAAACCUGCCAAAGCCAAAAGUGCCUCUACCCCUGUUGUAAAUGGAAGCAACAUUACUCUGAGUGAUGCAGAAUGGUACUGGGGAGACAUCUCCAGAGAGGAGGUGAAUGACAAAAUGAGAGACACCCCUGAUGGUACAUUCUUAGUUCGGGACGCCUCAAGCAAAGUAAGAGGAGAAUACACACUAACCCUGAGGAAAGGGGGAAACAAUAAGCUGAUCAAGAUAUUUCAUCGAGCAGGAAAGUACGGCUUUUCUGAGCCCCUCACCUUCAACACCGUGGUGGAAUUAAUCAACCACUAUCGCCAUGAGUCUCUUGCCCAGUACAAUGCCAAACUGGAUUCACGGCUGCUAUUUCCCAUAUCAAAAUACCAGCAGGAGCAGCUAGUGAAGGAGGACAGUGUGGAGGCAGUGGGCGAGCAGCUGAAGGUCUACCAUGAGCAGUAUCAGGAGAAGAGCCGCGAGUACGACAUCCUGUAUGAGGAGUACACGCGCACCUCACAGGAGCUUCAGAUGAAGCGUACAGCCAUUGAGGCCUUCAACGAAACCAUCAAAAUCUUUGAGGAACAGUGUGAGACCCAAGAGCGCUUCAGCAGAGAGACCAUCGAGAAGCUGAUGCGUGACGGCAAUGAGAAGGAGAUCCAAAGAAUUCAGAGCAACUCUGAGAAACUGAAGUCCAGAGUGACAGAGAUUCAUGAGAGCAAGAUGAAGCUGGAGCAGGACCUGAAGAAACAGGCGACGGACUACCGUGAGAUCGACAAGAAGAUGAACAGCCUGAAGCCUGACCUGAUGCAGUUGAGGAAGCUGCGGGACCAGUACCUGGUUUGGCUCACGCAGAAAGGCGCAAGACAGAGGAGGAUCAACGAGUGGCUUGGGAUCAGGAAUGAAACUGAGGACUUUUACUCGUUGGUGGACGACGAGGACGACCAGUCUCACCAGGAUGAGCGCACCUGGUAUGUGGGGGACAUCAAACGUUCGUACGCUGAAGAGCUGCUUCGGGGCAAGCGUGACGGAACCUUCCUGAUCCGCGAGAGUCAGACGCAGAAGGGCUCGCUCGCCUGCUCAGUUGUGAUGGACGGUGAGGUGAAACACUGCGUGAUUUACAAGACUGCUACGGGCUACGGGUUCGCCGAGCCUUACAACCUGUACAGCUCCCUCAGAAACCUGGUGCUUCACUACAGGCACACCUCCCUCGUCCAGCACAACGACUCGCUGAAUGUAACACUCGCCUACCCAGUGCUUGCGCCACCGCCAAGAUGAACACGGUACCCAGCAGCGGAGAGGGGUGGCGCACACAAGCAUGGCAAAGUGCACAGUGAUUCAGUAGCUAAGAGUUCAUAGCAAAAUCUCUUACGUUGGCAAAGAAAUAGUGACAAAGCACAAAAGAAAAUCUGAACGUAGGUAUCUGUAGACAAAAAGAGAGAGUGAGCGAAUGUGAAGAUAAAUGUGUGGCUUUUAUUCCAGCCCGUCGUGUUCUAUAUUAGACAAAAGCAGCCGCGGCAAUAAUCCUAGCAUGUGUGCUGGCUGAGGUACUCUGUUGUCAUAGAAAAUACAGUUGCAGGCAUUUUUUUUUUUUUUUUUUCACAGAGAGAGAACUGUAGUCAUACAGUAUGUUACUUCUUCCGAAAGACUGACAGAGUUCUAUGUCUUGUUGUGCUCCGUCUUGGGGCUUUUUUUUUGUUUUCCUAUUCCGUAAAAGCUUGAUUAUGUGCCAUUAAGCUAGACUUGACUUACUAUGUGAAUGGAAUGGACAUGGAUGGGACAGUUUGGUGAAUGGAUGAGACUGAGGAGAAGAGAGUGCUGCAGCUUUAGAAUGAAAUGUGUAUUUGAACUCUGACACUGCUGUGGGUUUUUGAGUGUGUGCAUAUGUGUGUGUCUGUGAACACACCGGUUGAUACAUGUGAUGUUUUUGGUUCACCUUAGUAGUGGACUCCUUACACGUGAUUUUAUGAAGAUGUGAAAAGGGUGAAUGACAGUAGUUUCACAUGUCUCGACCAACACCCCCCCCCCCCCACCCACCCACCUUUUUAAUAUGCGUAUAAUCUAACGCUACUCAAACAAAUGCCGCCAUAUUUUGUAGAUAUCCAUUCAUUUGUGUUAAAUACCCUCAGAGGAUGUUUUUGUUUAUUUAGGUCUACCGCCUAGUAGCUUUGCAUGACCACGGUAACGGGCAGUUUUUUUAAAAAAACAUCAUGAGAAGUGUCAUCCUAUUCUAAUAUUCUUAAGAUUUAACAAAAAUCUUAGAGCACUCUGCUGAAACUUGUUUAGCAGGCACAAAAUGGCUUUCAAUAGUUCUUCUAAACCCUGCUGUGUUGCACCCUCCCCCAAGAUUUGACGGAAAUACAAUAAGUAUUACCACUGGUCGAAGAGUCCCUGUGACAAAGUGUGCUGUGCCUAUUUUGGAUUUAAGGUAUUCUCCUUGGAUUACGUUUGUGGCCAGGAAAGUCUAGUCUCUCAGUCAAAGAGGGUACACAACACAGGUUGAUCUCAACUUUGUUGCAGUAGGUGGCCUGUCUUGAUCUGUGUUGAGUUAUUUGAAAAUACAGAAUAUCAGUUUUUUAGAACUAUUGAGGUUAAUUUAUAAGACAUGUGAAAGUUUGAGUUAAGAAUAGUCAUCUAAUGACCAUUUUGGUGCUUAAUACAGGACGGGUGUUAAAAAUACUUGUCCUCAAAAAUAAGAUUUCUUCUUAAAUAUUGCAGCACUUUUGGUAAAUAAAUGUCUAAUUUAGAAUAAUGGUAAUAAACAGACUAAAAUACCUGAUUGAGGUAGUUUAGUCAAAUCUGCAUAGAAUUUGAUCAUUUUAUUUGCCUGGAGGCCUGAGCAAGUGAUUAGGGCUGAGAGAAAGUGAGAUAUUCAUAAAGUGCCUUGAGCCUUUGUACAGUCUCAGAGAAAAAAGUCUCGAGGCGUAGUUCAUGACUUUGUAUGUGGGUUUUGUUUUAGAGAUUUUUGAAGGGAUAUACUGUAGGUGUGGUCACUGUUACUUGUUGUUACUGAGAGCACUAUGCCAAUUUACCCUCCUUAUUUUGAAAUACAUGACUCAGGGUCAUGGGGUUGUCAUGACUGCCUAAAUCAGCACCCGCAGUUUCCUUUAUGGUAACAUUCACCUGACAGACUGUAGAUGUGAACUACCAGCCCAAAGCCAAUGUUUUUUUUGAUGGAAUUCAAAGCCUUUUUGAAACAAUCAAGAGACAUAUAAUGUGUAUGAAGCUACACAGGCACCCGAGGGCCCACGGAUGUUCACAAGCAUACACAAAGCCAAAUACCAUCUACCUAACCACAGCAAUUUUCCCUCUCCUUAUAACCUGUAAUGGUGAGAAUAGAAAUUUAAGCAAUAAAAACAAUUAAUUUUUUAGAUUAGUUUUUUUUUUUUGUCAUAAAAAAGCUGCCUUGCUAAAAUAAUAAGAAAACACUUAAGUAUUGUGAGGAAUCUACAGUAAGCCUUAACACGUAUCUCUUUGCAUGUGUGAUUUGAAAGGAAAUCAUUUUGGAAGCUUGUUGAUUGGUACUAGGAAAGAUUUUAAGCCGUGAAUCCUUUGAAUGCACUACAAAGCACAGUUUUAACUAACUGAAGUUUAGAGGUUUCUUUUUUAUUACUUAUUAUGUACAGUAUAUAACAUGAUUGUUAUCCUUGAGAGAUACACAUUUUGGUGGUUUGGCUGACCAAUGGCUCUUUAUCAUAAGAUGAAUAUAUCUAUAUGUUUUUUUUUUCUCUCCAUGGAUGGCACCAGGAAGGAUCUCAGAUGGAGAAGUCAACCUAUGUUACAUCUGUGUUUUACUGAAAUCUCCACAGGUCCGAAAAUAAGCUAGUCAGAUGUUUUUCCCACUUGUACAUUUACAAAAUGUUUACAUCUAAAGAACCAAAUAGCAGAUGUGUUUCGAAGUCAGUUUACCUGUUGAGAUACAAAUUGUUGAUUAUUCUGGUGUCUUUGUUUUAUUAAACUUGAACUGUCUUUUUUAAUCUUGUCUGUGUUCUCAGUGUUCCCGUGGUGCAACCUCUCAGCACAGUAAAACAUUUGAAACAAAUACAAACAAACUGUUGUGUCUGUAUGAACUGAAACAACAAAAUUAAACAACAAAUUACCU